This is a messenger RNA of Lolium perenne, 980 nucleotides long. Lineage: Eukaryota; Viridiplantae; Streptophyta; Magnoliopsida; Poales; Poaceae. The record is from RefSeq and is a predicted model, not a curated record.
CCUCUCAGAAACUCCAGGGAUGGAUCCCUGUUUCUCCCAUCUCCGGAACUCGGCGAGAGGGCCGAGCCGAGUUGCCGCAUGCGUGACCGCCAUGCGCGACGUUGCCGUCUCCCUCGGUUCCCUCUCUCAGCCUCCAAGUUUUCCUCUUCUUUUUGCACCACUAACCAGCCCCCAUCACUGUCCAGGAGCGCUCAAAGCCGCCGAUCUGGCCGCGUUCGUCUGCAACACCGCAGACGUCGACGUACGUAUCUUCAUCUGGGCCUGGUCUGCACGUCUGCGUCGAGCCCCUGCAUCAGCUAGACCUCCGCGUCAUCGACUUCAUCUGCACGUCUUCCCCGGUGAGCCCCGCCUCCCCUCCGCGGAGAUCGUCGUCGAGCCCAUCCGUGGCAGACCGUCUCUGACGCCGACGUCUUCGCCUUCGUCCGAAAGCUGUCAAGCUCGUCCAUGUCGGCCGAGUCGAGUUUGCGCGACGCGGCUCCCGCGUCCCCUACGUCGCCCGCCAACGCCCUGCGGAACGGUCAUGGAGGCUGGCGUCGUCGUGUUCGUCUGCAGCGCCGUCGACCCUGUCGCUGUCCGUGUCGGCGUCAGUGAGCCCUUCGGCGCACCCGAUGCGGCCUGCUGCGUCGCCACGAGAAGCAGAGCCCUCCCCCGUGACCUCUCCGCGCGCCUUCCCGGACGACCACGGUGAGCCUCCGUCCGCGCGGCGCCUCUGCCUCAUCCCGGUCGCCGUUGUCGAGCGCACUCAGGCUGCUCCGUCCCGCCGCCAAGAUCUCCUCCGACCUUGCUUCCAACCGUGAGCCCGCCUGCGCAGAGGAGAAGACCAAGCCGAGCCUCCUCCGCAGUCCCGCGUUGUUCUCCUAACCUCCGAGCACCAUGGUGAGCUUUCCGAGUGCCGUCGUUCUGGACGCGAACAGCAUCGCGUUUCGAUCGUGUUUUGGUUAGCACGUGAGGUAGCUAGCUGGAGCACACUUUUUAAAGCA